UAACAAUAGCAACAGCAUUUAGUCGGAUUGGAUCAAAGAAAAGUAUCACAUUCUCCACAAUUUAAUCAAAGCACAUCUUUACGCCAUCACAAUCAACACAUCACAAACAAUCGGAAAAUGGGGAAAGAUUCAUGAUCAUAUUAUCAACUAAUUUCAGCGUGUUUUUGCAACGCUUUUUUGAUCACUCGUGGAUGAGGAAAGGUAUGGUCAUCUAACAGUUUGGCAACAUUAUUCGGGAAACGCAUUGGAAGAUGGACAUCAUAUCACAAAAGCCCGAAGGGCCAUCAGGCUCAAGUAUAGCCAAUCAUCCGGCACCCGCCUCCACCGAUAAUCUGCCAAGCACAUCUCGUCCUGUUGCAAAUAACACCACAAGUAACGUGCUUCAGGAUGCAUCAGUCGCCGAUUCAACACUACAGCCAUCACAGAGGACCCCAGAAGUCAUAACCAGUCGACGCAGCACUCCGACAACGAGUGCACAUCUAAAGGCAGAGCGGGAUGAGGUGGACUCGAUUGGAUAUCAGCCUUCCGCAUCUGAAGAUGAUGAUACUCGGCAGUCUGACUCACAAUCAUCCUCUCGGCGGCAAUCAAGGCUGGGUAAAAUGACACCACCUCUAGCCUCGACCGAAAGUAUCGUCUCUUCUCCCUCUUCUGCUCAACAUCCGAUCCCCGCUCUUACAUCUGCAAUCAUAAAUGCUAACAACCAACAAGGAUCAAAUGCUGCAAUGCAAAGUAAACAUCGUAAUCUUCGUGCUCUUCAAUCUGCUCUUUCUCCAACAGGUUCUCUUUCAGGUGCAAGUGGAAUUAUACCCGCUCUUUCUUCUCAUUCUCAUUCUGGAGGCGAAGCAAGUGCAAGCGCAAGCAGUAGCCGAUCACAUUUACCACUUCAAUCUAAAACUUCACUCUAUCGUAGACAAGCAAGCGGUGCUAGUAGUAUAAGCAAUGAACCUAUGGAUGAUGCCAUGCCGGCAGGACAUUUCACGGGAAGAGGAAGUGAAAGUUUGAGCAGAGCAAAAAGUGUAAGCAGCGUCAGCAGCGUAAACAGUACGAGCAGUAUGGAAGCUGUUCCAUUUCGUGCAGCUCCUUUAGGAAACGUUCGAGUGGGCUUUGGUGGUAUGUCAAGAGGUGCUGCUAGGGCAAAUAUGGCAAAUGCUUCUGCAGGAAAUAGAUCAAGACAACCAAAUGUGCCAAAUACAGCUCCUCCGCAUAUCGACUCAAAUCGUGACUUCGGUCGCCAUCGAACAGCCUCUAAUGACCUCGUAGAAUCCUCUACAGAUCAAGAUGCAGGAAAAAAUGGACCGGGUCAGCUUUUGUCUGUUGAUACCGGUGCAAACGAUGCACGAAAUGCUUCGCCGAUCUCUCCAACAAAGACAAGAUAUCUUCCUAAAGGUCCAUCUGAUGAAUGGCAAUACCGUAAUGCGCCUGGUAUGGGCGGCGGACGAAAUUCAAGGCCCUUGCCUCAUACGGUCAGCGCUGGCUCACGACCGCCUCAACCAAGAAUGGGAAUUCCUUCCGCAUUCGCUGGUCUUUUAUCAAAUGAUGAUGUCGAAAGCGAUGAAAGUUCACUUCAUCAAGUUCAACGUCCAAAGCCAAGUAUUCGAACAAAAUUGGCCAAACGUGCCGGGAAGCUUGGUUUGAAACCUUUGACAAGCGUUCAAACUCCUGCUGCGCGAUCAAUAUCACCUCCUCCAUCGCUCACGAUCGAUCAAGUUACCUCAAUGGCAAGAAAAGAUCAUCAAUCAUCACCUGCCGUUUCUUUACCAAUGAUCAAUACAGCUCCUGCAUCUCUUACACCAACUUCAAACACACCUGCUGAGAUAGCUGCUCGCAACGCUAAAUCGUAUUUUGGUGCGAUGGGCAAUGGGGCUGGUAUGUCAAGUAUGAUUGGUAGUGGAAAUGUUCUAGAGAGUGAUAUUACUCGAGCAACAAGUAGUAUAACAAAUGCUCCAUUGGUUGUACCCAAACAUCCACCUGGACCACCUGGAAGUGGACCUCCACCUUCGCCUGGCUUGGUUGGAUCUGCUGCGAAUUAUGUGAUGCCUUUUGCACAAAUACCAAGUCGGAUCAGUCCGGAAGAAGAACAGCCUAUUGGUACAGGUACGUCUGGUAUGGGCGAAAUUGAACGAAUAAGAGAAGCGGGAAUGCAAACACCUGAUAGCGCACGUCCAAAAUUGAGUCGACCAGGAUCGGUAAGCAGUGGCAUUAGUGGUAUUUUGGGAGGAAUUUUGGGAACCAGUAACAUUGGAGGUGGAAACAGCAACAGAAGUUCGUUCGGUCCACAUGUAAGCGCAGCACCACCUUCAAGAAGCUUAUCAACCUCACCCGCGCCAAUGAUGUUGACACCAGCACAAAAGAUUCAAAUGGAAGCGCGCGCUGGAUUGGCAAUCGUUCCUUCUGAACCUAGUGGUGCAAGUCCAGGUCCUGACGGUGAUCAAGACGUUCUUGCGGAUUUGUCUACUGCAACGAUUGGUCGUCGUCCGAUGUCUACUUCUGUUUCCACGCAGACCACGGCCAAGCCAAAAGAAUUCUUUACGGUUCCAUCAAAUCCAGCAGCUCUGUCAGGCGCUUCCGUUCCAGCUGGAGGUUCAAAGGAUUCUUCUUCACCUAGAUUGACCAAUCGAAGGCCGAAUCUUCUUCGCGCUUUGACUGGUGAAAGCACCGGUAGAAGAUCUUUGGGCUCAAUCAAAAAUGAUGAUUCACGUUUGAAUGACAACAAAGUUCGAAGCGGGCAUUCUUCACCGCAUAGUCCUUCUUCUGGUUCGGACAAGUAUGUUUUGUCUAUUGAAAAGUCUCCAUCCUCUUUGCGGCUGGAGAUUCCAGGCAAUCCAAUUCCUGAAGAAAAUAACGAUGACCAUCACUCUGAGACUCCAAUGGCAAACCAGACAUCUCAUAGUGAUGCACAAGUGUCAAAUGCGGCGGCAGCUGUCUUAUCGCAAGCCACAAAUGGAAAUGAAUUAAAAAGCGGAGACACCGCAUCACGAGCAGAUGAUCAAUCUGCUCAUGCAACGAGCAUAAAUAGUGAAACGCGACCGUCUGCUUUGCCUUCAAUCGCAAUCUCAACUACCAGCACAAAUGCAAAUGUGGAUGCGAAACCAUCUCAAAUUUCCACUCAGCCAACACCUGGUGCUGGAAUAAUGACAUCCAGUCAACUCGACACUUCACCUCAAACGCCCAUCGCCGCUUCAAAGUCUCCGGGUAUUACUAAUGCUUCGCGCGUUGCCCGAACUCGUGAAGAUUUCUAUUUUGGUGAUUUGAUUGGUGAGGGAUCCUACUCCACUGUGAUGGAAGCAUGGGAUCUGCUACCUCUUCGUGAAAAAGGACUCAAUACGCCGAACCAGGAUUCUGGUGAUUCGAAUAAUGCUCUAGCGGCCAUUGCUGGAAAGACGAGCAGAAAGAAUCGCGCCAAGGUAAAUCUAGAUGGUGCAAAGGUGUAUGCGAUCAAAGUUUUGGACAAAGUUCACAUCUUGAAGGAAAAGAAGCAAAAGUAUGUAAGUGUGGAAAAAGAAGCUUUAAGUCUUUUGACCCGUCAUCCUGGCGUGAUUACGCUCUUUUGGACUUUUCAAGAUCGUGAUAGUCUUUAUUUUGUGUUGGAAAUGGCGCCCAAUGGCGAACUUUUGAAUUGGAUUAAAAAGCUGGGAAGCUUCAAUGAACAAUGUGCAAAAUACUACGCAGCCCAACUUUUGGACACAAUCCAAGGCAUACAUAAAGCGGGUGUCUUGCAUAGAGAUGUCAAGCCUGAAAACGUUUUAUUGGACGCUGAGAUGCGUAUUCGCUUGGCAGAUUUUGGAUCAGCAAAGAUUAUUGGUAGAUCAAACAGCGUAGGCGAGCAAAAGCCUUCUGCCAAGUUCAAACAGAGAUCUAGCAGCUUUGUCGGCACGGCAGAGUAUGUCAGUCCUGAACUUUUGACUGAUAAACAGGUAUCGGAAGCGAGUGAUUAUUGGGCAAUUGGAUGUAUUUUGUUCCAAAUGUUAUGUGGAAGACCUCCGUUCAAGGGCGCAAGUGAAUAUCAAACAUUCCAAAAGAUCAUGAAAGGUAGUUUUGACUUCCAACCGGGUUUUACGGAAGUAGCAAUCGAUUUGAUCACAAAAUUGUUACAACUCGAUCCUGAUGAUCGUCCUUCAGGGAAUGAAAUUCGAGAUCAUGCGUUCUUUGAGGGGAUCGACUGGAGCACGAUUUGGACGAUCGAAGCCCCGAAAUUGGAAGCAGGCUUGUACAAACGUCCGCCUGUUGCGCCUCGCAGCAAUCCCGAAUCGAUAGAGGGUGACGCUUCACUUGAUGGCAGUAUGGAUAGUCAAGAUGAUGGCAUCGCUACAGCCUCCGAAGCAGAAGAUGGUUCUCAAUCAGGGCAUGGCUCACUUCAAAGCGGUGAGGUGCAAAACACCCAAACGACUGAGCGUGACGUGACGGGGGAUAAUGACGCAGAUGAUGAUGAUAGUUCAUUAUCUGAUUCCCCUAUACAAAAUAACCUCUUCCGCAAAAGAGGUUUCUCGGCCGGUGCAUCUGCAGCCGAAAGGAUGUUGGCUCAGGUCAGCAAUACGACCCGAAGAGGAAGUAAUUUGAUCAACAAAGUCACGGCUGGGUUGGCUUCCUUUGAUCGAAACGAAUCAUCGAACACGCCACCAAAAGGUCAACGAUCAUCUGUCAUAGGCAGUGUUAGACCAACUCUCUCUUCUCGUUCAUCAAGUCAGAUGAGCAACCGUGAUUAUGAGGCAUACAAUGCAGUUGUGAAUCAACAAGCUACCGAAGCAGCAAGGUUCAAUGCCUCUCUUGCAACCAGUUGGGCUGCUCUUCUGCUGCCUAACGAAUCACUCUUGUAUGCAUGUCCAAUCGUUCACAAGACCAGCGGUCCAAUUUUGCGAAGUACGGACAAGAAGAGGCAAUUGCUUUUAACCGACUUUCCACGUUUAUUGUGCGUCAAGGAGACCAACGAUCAAUUGAAGGUAAAGAGCGAAGUGAUUUUGGGUAUUCCAUUGUCGGUAACAACAAAAGGAAAAGGGAAUGCCGAUCAGCAAAAUUAUGGAAGUGGUAGACCACAGCAUGCUCGAUUGAAUUCAACAGGAUCGAAUAAUUCUCUGGGCGCAAGCAACAAUGCUUCUAUUGCAGCCCGUUCAGGAGAUCGAGUGUCUGUCGUACGCUCUUCACAAAUGCGCAGACAAAGUAGUGCAGGACCUUUGUUGCCCUCUUCACCCACUUCAUCUACUGGUCCUUCGUCGGGUUUCAGAAACGCAAAUUCUGCAAGUAUGGCCAGAGAUAACAGCGCCGGUGGGUCAAGCAGUUAUCCCUUCAAUGCAGCCAUGGCACAAUCAUCACCGUUGACACCUACGCAAUCACGCUCAAGUGGCCCGAUGGCGGACGAAAAGUAUACCACUCCAUCCUUUUCACACUAUGAUAUUUCACAAGCAUCUCCAAAUAUGAUGACUUCGAUUGAAGCUAAAUCGAUUAGAAGUUUUAUCGUUCAUACGCCUGCUCGAUCUUAUUUGUAUGAAGAUCCUUCGGGUGAUGCAAGUCAUUGGAUAAAAAGUAUAACGAUGGCUUCUAAACGUCAAACAAACGUUUUCAAUCCAGCAGGAGAUCCGUCCCAUCAUGCCGUUCCAUUGACAUCACACUACACGAUGCCGACGUAAAAGGGCCACAAAAUUGGUUCUGGUCAUUUUCUUAUUCUUCCCGUUCUUGCUUUUUGUAAUUGUAUCGAUUUUGUCAUCUUUUUUAUAUCUUUUCGGGACUUUUAGUAACAGUCACCAGUGACGUGCGCAUGUACGAUGUAAGAGGUAGACUUUAAUGUCAUAUCUACUUUAUCCUAUAUUCAUCAACAAAAUUCAAUGAACAAUGUGUUUUUUCC
Meira miltonrushii is the source of this 5836-nucleotide messenger RNA. RefSeq lists its product as uncharacterized. NCBI's taxonomy places the organism in Eukaryota, Fungi, Basidiomycota, Exobasidiomycetes, Exobasidiales, Brachybasidiaceae. Gene Ontology annotation, molecular function: ATP binding; protein serine/threonine kinase activity. Bases 252 to 5621 code for a protein of 1789 amino acids. The transcript has a single exon. Gene Ontology annotation, biological process: peptidyl-serine phosphorylation; intracellular signal transduction. The record is from RefSeq and is a predicted model, not a curated record.